AUGUUUCUCGUAGAAGUCACUGAUGACGACGUCACCGUGGGAAAUGGCCUUAUAGCACAGCAGAAGUUUCAAAAGGGUGCUCUGAUCCUCGAACAAGACCCAAUCCUGCUAUGCAACACACGAAAGCCGUUCGAGACAUGGGAUAGAGAGGCCAACAUCUUCUACGACGAAGAGGCUGCGGGGACUACGGCAAUCUUAGCGACCGCGUACUCAAAGCUAAGCUGGGAAGAUCAAGGAGCCUUCCGCGAGCUCUAUACUUCAAAAACCAGGGGUACAGACGUCGAGCACAUCGUAGAUCGUUGUCGAUAUAACGCUUUCAGGUACCGCUUAGGCACUGAUGCGGACGCUACCACUCGCAUGGCUGUGUAUCGCACGAUCUCCUUUGCGAACCAUUCCUGCAUCCCCAACGCGGUAGUCUACAUCAACAAAAGCAACUCAUAUCCGCGUGGCCAAGCCCGACUGGUCGCUACACGCGAUAUACCCUCUGGUGACGAGAUCUUGAUCAACUACAUCCCGGAGGCUUGGCAAGAAGGCAGGGCCACUCGCCAAGCAAAGCUGAUGCUAGGCUGGGGCUUCGACUGCUGUUGCGAAGCAUGCGGGGAUGACGAUCUUGAGCCAGACACGUCAGAGCGAACUUUGUGUAGAUGGUAUGAUACGUGGCAGGAUGGCAUAAUCGCCGCCAGGUUCCGCAUCCACAUUGCCAUACUGCACGAGCUGGGUAUACGUGACAAGGCGCUUUCCUCAGCAUUCCUCCAGCUUAGGCACCGUCACUUUGGGGUAAAGGAGUACAAAGAAGCAGUGCGUGCCGCUCUAAGUGGUUUGCUCGUUGAGCAGCACUUCUAUCAGAAAGUACACAACGACCAGCUACUCAGCUUGUACUCGGACUGUGCUCUCAAGGAUAACAGCAUGCAUCCGGAGCAUCAAUAA
Messenger RNA from Alternaria novae-zelandiae, 927 nucleotides. RefSeq lists its product as uncharacterized. The transcript is spliced from 3 exons. Bases 1 to 927 code for a protein of 308 amino acids. NCBI's taxonomy places the organism in Eukaryota, Fungi, Ascomycota, Dothideomycetes, Pleosporales, Pleosporaceae. Gene Ontology annotation, molecular function: protein binding. The record is from RefSeq and is a predicted model, not a curated record.